AUGGAUGCCACCGCGUCUAUGAAAAUCCACGCCCUGACUGGGAUCCCUCCCAGCCAGAACUCAUACGUCAAAUCUUCUGUCACAAACGGCCAUUCCUCUGUUGAAGAACAUGGAAAGCUGUUUAUAUCUCAUUUUGAAGAGUCAGGACCGCCUGUGAAGCGGAUGCGCACCUCGGACGCUCCUCUUGCCGGAGCCCCGCUAUCCAUCCCCGUCGAGGAAACCAACCAUGCAGUGGCCCUUAAUGGCGGUCAUCAGGUGCCUAUCGCAAAUGGAGUUCAUGCUCUUAACGGCUCUUUUGGAGGGUCAUAUACCGGUGGAUACUUCAGCAACCCUAUCGCAUCUACCACGACGACUCCCUUAGAACAUUCCUUCGAGCCGAGCAAAUCCACAACACCCCCAACUACUCCCUCGCAGUAUCUACCCACACCGCCAGUGUCGACAGGAGUGAGCGUUCUGGAUAGUAAAAAGGUUGAUUUGACCAAAUGCCGUCCACGGUCAUCCAUCCCAGCGAAGCUGGCGCCGGCUGUCUAUGGCCAGCAGUGCGUGGCAGCCGCCUAUGCAUCUCGGCUCGAUCCGUAUGCACUGCACGAAAAGGAGCAGGUACUUCUGCAAGAUCGUCUUUGCCAUAUGCACGUUACCGUCUACCUUAACAUACGAAACGGCAUUUUGCGACUGUGGACUCGAAACCCCAUGGUCAGUGUCACCAGAGAAGAGGCACUGGGCUGUGCGAAGGACUAUCGGUGGAUGAAUCUGGCUGCUUUUGCAUACGAUUGGCUGGCACGCCAUGGGUACAUUAAUUUCGGCUGCGUCGAAGUUCCGAUUCCGCCAGUGACCCCCAGGCGUGGCAGGCGUAAGGAUGGGCCUGUCAUCGUUGUCGUUGGAGGUGGCGUGGGAGGUCUGGGAUGUGCACGGCAAUUAGAGGGCUUGCUCCGUCACUAUCGGGAUUCAGACACUGCUCCGCGCGUUGUUGUACUCGAGGGACGUCGGAGGAUCGGCGGGAGAAUAUAUUCACAUCCACUGCACAGUCUCCAGUCUAAUAUGCUUCCACCGGGACUUGUUCCCAAAGUGGAAAUGGGCGCCCAGAUCAUUGUUGGCUUCGAUCACGGCAAUCCGCUUGAUCAAAUCGUUCGUGGCCAAUUGGCUCUUCGCUAUCAUUUGUUACGCGAUAUCUCAACGAUUUACGAUAUUGAUGGCUCACCUGUGGAUGAAGUGCGGGAUUCGAUGGACGAAAAGUUGUACAACGACGUGCUUGAUAGGACUGGUUUCUAUCGCCACAACGCCCUAGUUAAGCCCACUGCCGAGGGCGAGCGCGAGUUGAUUGAUACCGGUCGUGAAACGACUAUGGAUGAUGGUCUUACUGUACGACAAUACGAAGAUGCGCGCGCGGCAGGAACCAUCGAUCUGCUUGUUCCCACAAAGCGCGUUCGUCGACGUCGGGGAGUGGGACACAAGACAGCAGAAAUCGAACCAAACGAUGUGGCAGCAGACCUUGUAGGUCCUUCAGAAGACCAUCCGGCUGGCUUGGCCUGCCAGGCCACAGGAUGGAAGCUGAAUCCAGGCUACUCUGCAACCGAUACGCUUGAGCUGGACUACAUUGCCAGCGAAUCACGCACUCAAACUCUUGGAGCCGUGAUGGACGAAGGUGUCAAGCAAUACCAGCGCAUGCUUCCCUUGACACCCAAGGAUAUGCGACUUUUGAACUGGCACUUUGCUAAUCUCGAGUACGCAAACGCCACAAACAUCAACAAACUGAGUCUCUCUGGUUGGGACCAGGAUAUUGGCAAUGAAUUUGAGGGCGAGCACUCAACAGUAAUUGGUGGCUAUCAGCAAUUGCCAUAUGGUUUGUAUUCAUUGCCCACCAAGUUGGACGUACGCACCAACAAGGUCGUAACCAACAUCUCCUAUGAUGCAAAGGGUUCUGCAAAGCACAAGGCCACCAUACACUGCGAAGACGGGGAGAAAUUCUUGGCAGAUCAUGUUGUGUACACUGGAUCUCUCGGCACCCUCAAGCAUCGCACCAUCAACUUUGACCCUCCUUUACCGGAAUGGAAAUUGGGAGCAAUCGACAGACUUGGGUUUGGUGUCAUGAACAAGGUUGUCCUCGUGUUUGACCAACCCUUUUGGGAUGUGCAACGGGAUAUGUUCGGUCUGCUUCGUGAACCGACAAUCCGCAACAGUAUGGCACAGGAGGACUAUGCAGCCAAUCGAGGCCGCUUCUAUCUGUUCUGGAAUUGCUUGAAGACCACUGGUCUACCCGUCCUGAUCGCACUCAUGGCUGGUGACGCCGCACACCAAGCAGAGAAUACACCCGACGACGAGAUCAUCAGUGAAGUCACCGCGCAACUCCGGAACGUCUUCAAGAACGCCGUCGUGCCAGAUCCUCUUGAGACCAUCAUUACUCGCUGGGCCUCAGACCGGUUCACGCGCGGCAGCUAUUCUUAUGUUGCCGCAGAGGCUCUUCCCGACGACUACAAUCUCAUGGCCCAAAAUGUAGGCAACCUUCACUUUGCUGGGGAAGCCACCUGCGGAACACAUCCAGCAACCGUGCAUGGCGCCUAUCUAUCCGGCCUCCGUGCAGCCUCGGAGGUAAUCGAGUCUAUCGUCGGGCCGAUCGAGAUCUCAGAACCUCUCGUCCCUGACAAGCCCUCGGGAAGCGCAGCGCAAACACCUACCGGCACCACCACAGCACAGAAACUUCCCGACCCUCCAUCUACAACAACCUCAACACCAAUAAACGCCACCACACCCGCACGUAAUCCCCACUUCAUGGAAAAACACCGCCGAGACACCUACGACCAAGCAAUGUGGACAGCCAUAUAUGCCGAAAUCGGCGCAGCACCAAUCCGGCCCCAAAAAGCCGGUCUAAACCCCUUCCUCCUGUACCAGAAAGACUACUGGGCCAAAUGCCGCGAACAGUGCGACGAAGCGCGGCGCGCAUCGUCCAAAAACCCCAAUGCCAAAGCUGCACGCGACGAGAUCCGCGCUGCACUCGGCCAGAUGUGGCGCAAGGCACCGGCAGCCGAGAAGCAACCGUACGUGGAUCAGGUGGAUAGGAAUCGGCGCACGAAUGAUGAGCAAUGGGAGCAGUGGAAAACGGUUGUUACGGAGUGGGAGCGGAGAUCGUAUGAGGUGAAGGAUCAGUGGUGUGCGCAGAAUCCCUUUGAGCAGUGGGAGGCACCGCAGUCUGGGUCGGACUAG
Molecule: messenger RNA, 3198 nt
Organism: Penicillium cinerascens
Lineage: Eukaryota; Fungi; Ascomycota; Eurotiomycetes; Eurotiales; Aspergillaceae
Gene: aof2
Product: putative lysine-specific histone demethylase Aof2
Exons: 1
Coding region: 1-3198 (1065 amino acids)
Molecular function (GO): oxidoreductase activity; protein binding
Source: RefSeq, a predicted model, not a curated record